AUGGGAAGUGGCAGCACCUAUUUGACACUGACAAUGUUAGUGGUCGCAGGAUGUUUGAUGUGUAACACAAGAGAGGUUUCAGCACAAUGUGGAGGAAGUGUGACAGAUCUUAUAUCGCAGUGCCAACAGUAUGUGCAGAAAACAGGACCAAAGAUUAAACCUUCAGCAGCGUGUUGUGCAGUGCUGAAACAAUUUAAUGUGCCGUGUGCUUGCAAACUCAUCACCAAAGAAGUUGCGAGCCUUGUGAGUAUUCCAAAAGCUGUGUUCGUUGGACGCUCUUGUGGUUUGAGUCUUCCCCCAGGAAUGCGUUGUGGAGCUAUUGUAAUCCCUCCAGCCAUGAAGUGA
This is a messenger RNA of Vigna unguiculata (cowpea), 345 nucleotides long. RefSeq lists its product as uncharacterized. The record is from RefSeq and is a predicted model, not a curated record. Lineage: Eukaryota; Viridiplantae; Streptophyta; Magnoliopsida; Fabales; Fabaceae.